Molecule: messenger RNA, 1770 nt
Organism: Glycine soja
Lineage: Eukaryota; Viridiplantae; Streptophyta; Magnoliopsida; Fabales; Fabaceae
Exons: 3
Coding region: 1-1770 (589 amino acids)
Source: RefSeq, a predicted model, not a curated record
AUGGAGUACAAGAAGAUCCAUGCAUGCCCUAAUGAUUGCAUAUUGUAUAGAAAUGAGUAUGCAGAACUACGGCAAUGCCCCACGUGUGGGGUAUCACGAUACAAAGUGCAACACGAUGAAUUAACUGAUGAUGCAGGAACCAAAAAUUGUCGUCCUACCAAGGUGUGCUGGUAUCUUCCAAUAAUACCAAGGUUUAAGCGAUUGUUUGCUAAUGCACAUGAUGCAAAAAACCUUCCAUGGCAUUCGGAUGACCGAAAAUCUGAUGGAUUACUGCGACAUCCUGCCGAUUCGCCACAGUGGAAGACAAUUGAUCGUUUGUAUCCAGAGUUUGGGGAUGAGCCAAGGAACCUAAGGCUUGCUCUUGCUUCUGAUGGAAUGAAUCCUUAUGGUAGCUUAAGUAGCAACCACAGUUCUUGGCCUGUUUUACUGAUGAUUUACAACCUUCCCCCAUGGUUGUGCAUUUUGCGUAAAUACAUUAUCCUGUGUAUGAUGAUCGCGGGUCCAAGACAGCCAGGGAAUGAUAUUGAUGUGUAUCUUACGCCAUUAAUCGAAGACUUGAAACAAUUGUGGGAAGAAGGGGUAGAUGUGUGGGAUGCAAAUGUGCAGCAGACGUUCAGGUUACGCACAAUGGUGUUUUGUACUAUUAAUGAUUUUCCAGCAUAUGGAAAUUUAAGUGGAUACAGUGUGAAAGGGCAUCAUGCAUGUCCUAUCUCUUUUAAUGGAAGUCAGGAGAAUGAAGGCCCCCCAGAAGCAUUAACUGGAAACCAAGUUCAUGAUCGUGUAAAGGACAUUGUAACCGUGUUUGGCAAGUCCCAGAAGAAGACAUCAUCUCCCAACAACAUGUGGAAGAAACGCUCAAUAUUCUUUGAUCUUCCAUACUGGUCUGAUCUAUAUGUGCGGAAGACAAAGGAUGGUUUGAAAUGUCGUCAAGACUUGGUUGACAUGGGAAUACGAGAGCAGUUGCAUCCCAUAUCACAAGGUCGACGAACAUAUUUACCCCCAGCAUGCCACACACUGUCAACAGCAGAGAAGAAAAGUUUUUGUCAAUGUCUGCGGAAUGUCAAAGUUCCACAAGGAUACUCUUCAAAUAUCAAGAGCCUUGUCGCCCUCAAUGAUCUUAAGUUGGUUGGCUUGAAGUCUCAUGAUUGCCAUGUCUUAAUGCAACAAUUAUUGCCUGUUGCGAUUCGCGGCAUCUUGCCUGACAAAGUUAGAGUUGCCAUAACCCGUUUGUGCUUUCUUUUUAAUGCCAUAUGUAGUAAAGUCAUUAAUCCUCAUCAAUUGGAUGACUUGGAGAAUGAGGCUGCCAUUGUCAUUUGUCAGUUAGAGAUGUAUUUCCCACCAUCAUUUUUUGACAUCAUGGUUCACCUCAUUGUUCAUCUUGUGAGGGAAAUUCGGUUGUGUGGUCCGGUUUUUUUGCGGUGGAUGUAUCCAAUUGAACGCUACAUGAAAGUGUUGAAGGAAUAUACCAAAAAUCAAUACCGACCAGAAGCUUCCAUUGUAGAAAGGUAUGUUGCUGAAGAAGCUAUUGAGUUUUGUUCACAAUACAUGGAAACAGUUGAAGCUGUGGGGGUACCGAAAAUUCGUCAUGACCGGACACGAGGAGGUCAAGGGACACGAGGCUUCAAUGUUGUUACCAUGAGUCGACAAGAUGUGUCACAGGCGCAUUUGUAUAUCUUGAAUAACACACAGGAGGUCGUUCCAUACAUACAAACUCACAAACAAUAUCUGACAUCUAUUAACCCAAAAUUGAACAUGAUGAAAUUGUUAUAA